AUGAGGAAUUACUCAGUUGUGACCGAAUUCUUUCUGAUGGGGCUUUCUCAAUACCCAGAACUCCAGACUUUACUGUUUGUGAUCUGUCUCAUCAUGUACAUGAUAAUCCUCCUGGGAAACAGCCUUCUGAUUCUCAUCAGUAUCCUGGAUUCUCAUCUCCACACCCCCAUGUACUUCUUCCUUGGGAACCUCUCAUUCUUGGACAUCUGCUACACAUCCUCAUCCAUUCCCAUAAUUCUGGUUAUGUUUGUAACUAAGCAAAAAUCUAUAUCUUUUAUUGGAUGUGCUCUACAGAUGGUUAUCUCCCUGGGGUUGGGCUGCACUGAAUGUAUCCUGCUUGCUGUGAUGGCCAUUGACAGAUACGUGGCCAUCUGCAACCCACUGAGAUACCACGUCAUCAUGAACAAGCUGCUGUAUACGCACAUGGCCGCAUGGUCCUGGAUCACAGGAUGUCUGAUCUCUUUACUGCAAACAGUCAUGGCAAUGACCUUGUCUUUCUGUGGUAACAAUAUUAUUGAUCAUAUUACCUGUGAGAUCUUGGCCCUCCUUAAACUUGCCUGCUCAGAUAUUACUGUAAAUGUGUUUGUGAUGACACUGGCAAAUAUUGUUCUACUGGUGAUCCCUCUAUUAUUAAUUUUCAUCUCUUAUGUGUUUAUUCUCUCUUCCAUCCUGAGAAUUAAUUCUGCAGAAGGGAGAAAGAAAGCCUUUUCUACCUGUUCGGCGCACCUCACUGUGGUCCUCAUGUUUUAUGGCUCAGCCCUUUUUAUGUACAUGAAGCCCAAGUCCAAGGACACAAAAGUUUCUGACGAAAUCAUUGGACUCUCUUAUGGAGUGGUAACCCCUAUGUUAAACCCCAUCAUCUAUAGCUUGAGGAAUAAAGAGGUGAAAGAAGCUGUGAAAAGGAUCUUGAGCAGACAUCUACACUUGUUGAAAACAUGA
Molecule: messenger RNA, 939 nt
Organism: Erinaceus europaeus (western European hedgehog)
Lineage: Eukaryota; Metazoa; Chordata; Mammalia; Eulipotyphla; Erinaceidae
Product: olfactory receptor 13D1-like
Exons: 1
Coding region: 1-939 (312 amino acids)
Biological process (GO): G protein-coupled receptor signaling pathway
Cellular component (GO): membrane
Molecular function (GO): G protein-coupled receptor activity; olfactory receptor activity
Source: RefSeq, a predicted model, not a curated record